AUGGUAACAACUUUAACGAAAAAAGGUUAUGUUACAAUCAAUAACCCUGAAAAUUUUAAAAUUUAUUAUGAAAUACAUGGAAAAGAAGGAAAAGAAACUAAUAAAUUGUUAUUUAUUAUGGGAUUAUUUAAUACUACAUUAAGUUGGAAACCACAAACAGAAUAUUUUGGUAACCACCCUGAUUACCAACUUUGCGUUUUUGAUAAUCGUGGUGUUGGAUGGUCAGAUGCACCCUUUGGAUUAUACAGUACAAGUCAAAUGGCCCAAGAUGUAGUUAAAUUAUUAGAACAUUUAGAUUGGACAGAAAAUAUCCAUGUAAUUGGUAUUUCAAUGGGUGGAAUGAUUGCUCAAGAAUUAGCUUUAGCUAAACCUCAUUAUAUAAAAUCUUUAUGUUUAACUUCAACUUCUCCUGGUAGAAGUUUAACGCCUGAAUUUUUAGCAACUCCUGCUCCUGAAGGUUCACCUCAUAAAACUUAUGAAGAUAUUUUCACUGAGAAUUUCCUUGAUCGAAUUAGCAAAACUCGUAAGCAACCAAUAAAAGCUGCAUGUCUCCGUCAUUAUGUUUCUCCCAGUAAACUUGAACAAAUCAAGAAUAAUAUCUCACAUAUCCUAGUGGCAACAGGUACAUGGGAUAACCUUGUUAAACCUCAAAAUAGUUUUUAUUUGGCUAAACAUUUGGGUGUUGAUGUAAAAUGCUGGGAAGGUAGUGGGCAUGUAUUGAGUAAUGAACAACCUAAAAAAUAUAAUGAAAUGCUAGAAAAACAUUUCAGAAAUGCUUGUGAAAUGAGAGAUAAUGAUGAAGUUGUUAAAUGA
Messenger RNA from Diversispora eburnea, 813 nucleotides. The record is from the annotation of a GenBank genome assembly. NCBI's taxonomy places the organism in Eukaryota, Fungi, Glomeromycota, Glomeromycetes, Diversisporales, Diversisporaceae.